CGCGCGAACGCGAUCUGAGAAGAACAAAACAACUUUUCACGAGACAUUGUCGUCGUAAAUGCGAGCCAAGUUUCAGGGGAUUUGAUCGUCUUUUUUCGCGUCUCGCAUCCGCGCUACUGUAAAUUGACCUCGUACAUCACAGAACUGCAAGAAUCGACAGGGCUUUGGCAGCGUCCCGACGGACGCCUAGGUCUUCGGGAACGUCGCGAUGCUCCGCGAAGUUAUUUCAAAGAUAGUGGGGCGUCGCUCUAUUUCGGUCGCGCUAGCCAGGGUCGUUCAGUCUGCGGCCCGGCUUCCUUACCAGGAGGCCGCGGAUACGUAAUUCACACUUUAAUUCGCCCUCUUUCGUACGUCGAGAAUUAAUCGUCGAAAAAUAAUCGAGAGAUAAGACCGCGUCGAACGGAGCCUCAUCCUCGUGUGGAAACGCUCGCGCGAAUUCCAGAAGGCACUUCCGGUCGAAGAGGAUAAAGAGAGAGAGAGAGAUAGAGAGAGAAAAGGAAAGACAGAAAAAGAAAGAGAGAAGAGUUGUGUGAACGGAAGUGCCAGCUGGCCAUGAUUGCUUCCGAAAUAACUCCGUACUCUUGAUGGGAGAGAACAGUGCGUUGUAUCGAUACCCACAGGAGUGACAAACUUGAGGGAUCCCAAGAUCACUUGGAUGACACGAACGUGACUCGAUAUUAUUGAGUCUACGACAGUAAUUGGGAAAAACUUUUCUCUCGUCGAUAAUCGCAUCGAGCAAUGGAAUUUCCUCAACAUCCGUAAGUUUCUUUUUCAAAAACAAGAUAUUCCACGAAUGUUACACGACGAAAUAAGAGAAAUUUCAGAAAAACGAAUGUAAAACUUUGGAGGAGAAAACCUUGAGGAUUUGUAGACAAUGUAGAGUAGAGGUAAGCCGAUGCGCACAAACGAAAGUAUUUUUCGCAGGUAUUUAAAAAUCCGAAGCUAAAAGCAGACGAUUUAAGAAGGUUUUGAGAGAGAGUUGUCGCGACCAAGUGAAAUCCGCUGCGAAAACAGACAUGCUUUGGACCGAGCCCGACGAAGAGGAGGAGGCGCUGCUAUGCAGCCCCGCUCUGAUGGCCAGACGCGCCUCGGAAUCCUGGAUUAUCACUCCUCCGGUGGAGGCGAUGCCGGCGGCGGCGAUGCCUUUUCAACGAAAGAAGUCGCUGCCGGAUGUGGCGCAGCCGAUCCAGCUUGCGGCCACGGCGCCAUUGUCCAGAGAAGAAGUCAGUAUCCUGAGCAGCAUGAGGAGGGAAGAGGUUCGCAGACAGAUCGACGAAAGCGAGAGGCUCAGGGCCAAUCCGCUCUUGUACCUAGUCAGUCCGCAGGUUAAGGACUGGUUCUCGCGGCAGCAGCUCGUGAUGCUGGUGCUCUUUAUCAACAUAUCCCUAGCCUUGAUGUUCUUCAAACUGCUGACGUAGCAGCCAGCCGACGAUCGGAUUCACGGACUCGCGGUGGACGUGACCUGAGACCCGGCGGCGUCGCGACGCCUUGUGGGUAGUCACCGAGCCAGAAUUUCGACAGCGAACCGCGGAGGGUGUGGCCGCACCAGGAAUCGCCAAGGGAGCGACUUUCACGAGAGCGAUUCGUCCGGCCUUUACGCGUCGCGAGCGCUUCGCGAGGGAGAAUAUUUCGGAUCGACUUGGAAAGGGAAAACUGAAGGGGAAAAAAUUUGGUCGCGUGAAAGCGAUUGCAGUCUCGAGUUUCGAAUAACGAUCGUUGAGGAUCUAGGGAAAGACUUAGGGAAGGGGAGCGACACGAGACACGAGGAAAAACGUCCUUUUGAGAUAUAACACGGUGUUAAGAAAUCUACCGCCACACAAGAUUUUUGUCAUUGAAUAUUGUAAAUUAGAAAGGAUUUAAGCGUCAGAAAAAAUGAAAAGCAAACGCACACUUACGAGAGAGAGAGAGAGAGAUGCACCUUUCGAUAACUCGCCUAUGAUUUAAACAAUUUUCUCUUUGCGCUUUGAAAGUUUGACGCUCAGAUCCUUUUUAAUGGACGCACGUCAGAAAUGUAUUUAUUGAACAAACACAUUUUUGGAGAAAAAAAAACAACUCUCUCCCAAAGCACAGUUUCUUCGUGCGAAAAAAGGAGAGAAAAAGAUAGAGAUAGAGAGAGAGAGAGAGAGAGAGAGAGAGAGAGAGAGAGAAAAGAGAGAGAGGAGAGACAUCAGCAUACUUUUUGGAAAAUGAGAACGCGCGUUGCGCGACUCUCCAAGCCUGUGUAUAUCAUACCUAUUUUUACACAAAAUACAUAUAUUAUAAAUAAUGCUACUUGUAAGAGUAAGUCGAGCCCUUCUCACACAGACGGGGCGCGGAUUGAUCGUAUCCGAGAUUGCGGUACGGCGCAAAUAUACGGAUCUUUCCUCUUUAGUCACAAUUCGUUUCAUUCGCGGCGAUCGGCUCGAGCGCAGCAAAAUAGCGGUAGUCAAUCGUCAAUCGAUCGACUUUUUGGACAUGUUACUUGUUGGCACUUGAAGAGCGCUCAUUCUCUCUACGAUUUCAAAAAAAAAAAAAAAAAAAAAAAAAAAAAUUUCAGAGGCCGUUUUCGAUUCGACGCGGGGCAUUCGAGGGAAACCGAGAACGAUUCGCGUUCGCGAUUAUUCUCCGCAACGUUACGAUUGCAAAUUAAAUUCAACAACGCGUCGUAAUUGCCAGCCGCGAUGCCGACACGUGCGCGCGCGACGUAGAUUUGUAUAAACGCGCACGCAAAGCACUUAUUAAAACGUGUUUCGCGCACGACCACGACGAUCGUAAAAUGUGUACACGGUAAGAAGAGCAAAACGCUACGUAAACGCAUCUUUCCCCUUUUUUUUUUUUUGUUUUUUUUUUUUUCGAGCUCCGCGGAAUUUACAGUUACAACUACCGUUUUGACGACGAUGCGACGACGACGGCUUGAGAGAUAUAAAUAGUCAGUAUCGUCUUCCGUUUUGCGACAAGCCGAUGAUAAAUAAUGUAUUAUCGAUUCGAUAUUAAUUUUUACUUCGACGUAGUGACGCAUCUAUGAAAACUUGAAGUAUUUACCUUGCAAAGGCAAUCGCGAUUUACAGCUUUUGGACAAAUUCCCGUAAGGUUCAAAUUUAUAUUUCGUUUAUCUCGUUGUAAAGUUAACGAGCGCGCUUUUUUGAGAUGCACAUAAAAAGUUUUCACGCCAAAUAUCGAUCUCGAUUUGGAUGAGAAAUCGAACAAAAUUCACGUGUCAUUCUCGACUAUACUUGGUGUGUAUGUCUAUGUAUGUGUGUUUGUGUGCGUGUGUGACAUUGUUGUUUUAUAUAUCUGAUACGCAUUACAUUACGAUUCUGCGCCUAAAUAAAAAACAAUAUCACCUAUUGUGAUAAAAUUGUACGUGGAUGACUCAUGUUAUAUGUGAUAAAAUCGAAUCGCGCGUGCGAGCGUGCGAUAUGUCAUCAUUUUUAUCGAGACGCGCGUAAUUUCCGCAUGUAUAAACAAGCGCGAAUGUAUAGAAAUAUCUCUUUCGAGCAUCAAGAAGCGGAAUCACGACUUCAAAACUUGUCAACUUGAGAAUCGCACGGGGGAAGGACGAAUUUAUAUCCGUGAUUACAUAGAGCGCGCGCGUUCAAAACGCACAGACGCUCUUUGAUAUUCCGCACUGCUCUAGCUUGCAUAAUAACGCCUUCAACCGAUAAUUUGUGAGGGAAAACGCGGAACGCACACACAAUUCGCGAGAAUCUCCCCGAUAUCUUUCUUCCCCGCGCUGUCUCUGCGCUCGAGCAAUCGCAUUUUUUUCUUAAAAGCCUGUGACGGCUUGUGUAUAUCUCUAGACAAAUUUGUAAAUAAUUAUUAUGUAAACGUCAAUUGCGCAAAACGUUUUUGUCCGCGCACUACGCGUUAAUUCGUUCUCGCGCUCUCUCGAGAUGCAAGUUUUUGGCCGGAAAAAGAAGCGAGAGGCAUUAUAUACGUAUAUUAGUUUUUAGAUAUUUGUCGAUUAUAUAUCGAAGUUAACGGAUCUCGCUCUUUUUUUGAUUUUUUUUUUUUUUUUUUUUUUUG
Messenger RNA from Pseudomyrmex gracilis, 4005 nucleotides. RefSeq lists its product as uncharacterized. NCBI's taxonomy places the organism in Eukaryota, Metazoa, Arthropoda, Insecta, Hymenoptera, Formicidae. The transcript is spliced from 3 exons. The record is from RefSeq and is a predicted model, not a curated record. The coding region runs from base 1017 to 1418 and encodes 133 amino acids.